CCGGAUACACGCCGUGGACUAGCAACAAUAUAAUUUUAGAUUUUAAUUGUAAUUUUUAAUCAUUAUUUUUAAUUAAUUUUAAUUAAAGUUUUCAUGCCAAAAGAGAUGCAGAAAAUGAAGCUCUCAGACGAAGUAUUCCGUACUUUCAAAGUUGCUAAAGUAUUUCGUGAGAACACAGACCAAAUUAAUUGUUUGGAUUUUUCAUCAAAUGGAGAGAGCAUGAUAGCCAGUAGUAAUGACGACUCUAUUGUUGUGUACUGCUGUGUGGAAGGAAAACCAAAAAGAACAGUUUAUAGCAAGAAGUAUGGCUGUGACUUGGUACAAUAUACUCACGCCCCUAAUGCAAUCAUAUACACCUCAAACAAGAUUGAUGACACAAUAAGAUACUUAUCUCUACACGAUAAUAAAUAUCUCCGAUACUUUCCUGGUCACACCAAACAAGUUGUUACCCUAAGAAUGUCUCCAGUCAAUGAUAUGUUUCUCUCUGGGAGUUUAGAUAGGACUUUGAGACUCUGGGAUCUACGCUCACCAAACUGUCAGGGAUUGAUGCAUCUUAACGGUCGCCCUGUGGCAUCAUUUGAUCCAGAAGGACUUAUAUUUGCUGCCGGAAUUGACUCAAGGCAACUGAAGUUGUAUGACUUACGGUCUUUUGAUAAAGGACCAUUUUCUACCUUUCACGUAAGGCAGGAUUUUGCCGGCUGUGAGUGGAUGGGACUGAAAUUCAGUACAGACGGAAAGAAGAUCCUCAUAUCAACCAACAUCAGUCAAAUUAAACUCAUCGACGCAUUUCACGGUGACGAGCUCUUCACCUUACAAGGUCAUUUAAAUAGCACUGGUCUGUCACUAGAAGGCUCCUUUACUCCUGAUUCAAGGUAUGUUGUAUCUGGCUCUCAGAAUGGCAGGAUACACGUUUGGUCUGCUGAAACCGGGGAAGAAGUGGUAAUACUAGACGGAGGACAUCCUCACCCGUCACACUCUGUCCAGUUUAAUCCAAAGUUUAUGAUGAUGGCCUCUGCUUGCAGAAGCAUUGCAUUUUGGUUGCCAGCUACUGAUGAGUGGAUCCCACCCUCAACACAGCAUCAGAACAUGGAGCAUUGAGAAUAGACUACUGUGUGCUUCAUUUUACUUAUCACUUUAUACUGUUCUUAUUAUUUUUCAAAUUUCUUGUUCACACUGUUACAUAUUCAAUUUCAGGAUAAAGUUUCUGAUAUAAAAAUAAAAAUAAUAAUAAUCAUUAAAUAACUAUCAAAUAAAAGUGGAGAAUGAAAAAUUAAUAAUUAAAAUGUGCUAAGAAUGAUUACUUUUUACAAACAAUAAAA
Molecule: messenger RNA, 1319 nt
Organism: Amphimedon queenslandica
Lineage: Eukaryota; Metazoa; Porifera; Demospongiae; Haplosclerida; Niphatidae
Product: WD repeat-containing protein 82-like
Exons: 9
Coding region: 94-1098 (334 amino acids)
Cellular component (GO): Set1C/COMPASS complex
Molecular function (GO): protein binding; chromatin binding
Source: RefSeq, a predicted model, not a curated record